Pygocentrus nattereri (red-bellied piranha) is the source of this 3098-nucleotide messenger RNA. It is a transcript of the gene atad1b, whose product is annotated as ATPase family AAA domain containing 1b. The transcript has 10 exons. The record is from RefSeq and is a predicted model, not a curated record. Gene Ontology annotation, cellular component: mitochondrial outer membrane. Bases 163 to 1266 code for a protein of 367 amino acids. Gene Ontology annotation, molecular function: ATP binding; ATP hydrolysis activity. NCBI's taxonomy places the organism in Eukaryota, Metazoa, Chordata, Actinopteri, Characiformes, Serrasalmidae.
CCACGGUAGCAACGCGAAAUACGUCUGUUUCAGUCGGAAUAAAGCCGUACACAAUUAGAAGCUGGACAUGUGUAUAAUACUCGACGUUUCCAGCGAGUUCCGUAUGUUCGACAGUAAACUGCGUUAAUCUGAGCGCGGAGCUCAUGAGAAGGCGCAUGUGUGAUGAUGGUGUUGAAGGAGAUUCCAGCAGACAAUAUCACCCGUCCUUUGGGUCGUAAUGAGGUCAUCGGUUUACUCUUCCGCCUCACGAUAUUUGGUGCGGUCACUUAUUUCACUAUAAAGUGGAUGGUGGAUGCUAUUGAUCCCACACGAAAACAAAAAGUCGAAGCACAGAAGCAGGCAGAGAAGCUGAUGCGGCAGAUCGGAGUGCAGAAUGUCAAGCUCUCUGAAUACGAGAUGAGCAUUGCAGCCCAUCUGGUGGACCCAUUAACUAUGCAAAUUACAUGGAGAGAUAUAGCUGGUCUAGAUGAAGUCAUUACCGAGCUGAAAGAUACAGUUAUUCUUCCCAUCCAGAAGAGGCAUCUCUUUGAAGGGUCAAGACUGCUUCAACCUCCCAAAGGAGUGCUCCUCUACGGUCCCCCUGGCUGUGGAAAAACCCUGAUAGCUAAAGCCACAGCUAAAGAGGCCGGCUUUCGCUUCAUCAACCUGCAGCCCUCUACUCUGACUGACAAAUGGUACGGCGAGUCCCAGAAACUGGCUGCUGCCGUCUUCUCUCUGGCCAUCAAGCUCCAACCCUCUAUUAUCUUUAUUGAUGAGAUUGACUCCUUUUUAAGAAGCCGCUCCAGUUCAGACCACGAGGCCACUGCCAUGAUGAAGGCUCAGUUCAUGAGUUUAUGGGAUGGGUUAGAUACAGACUUCAACUGCCAGGUUAUAAUUAUGGGGGCCACCAACCGCCCUCAGGACCUAGACUCUGCUAUACUCCGUAGGAUGCCCACAAGGUUCCACAUAAAUCAGCCUAAUAUCAAGCAAAGGGAAGCAGUAUUGAAGCUUAUCUUAGAAAACGAGAAUGUGUCGGCUGCAGUGGACCUGUGUGAAAUAGCUAAAGAGACGGAUGGAUUCUCAGGAAGUGAUCUCAGAGAGAUGUGUCGGGAUGCAGCUUUACUGUGUGUACGGGACUUUGUGCACAAUACCGAUCCUGAGGGAAUUCCAGAGGACGACUACAUUCGACCCAUCGAACAGACAGAUCUCCAAAAAGCCAUUCAAAAGAUGAAAAAGUCUAAAUCGGCAGGAGUGCCAAAUAUGUUGAUGCAUCCAGCUCUGGACUGAUUCUUAUACUACUGUUGGAGGUGAAUUGUUUCUACUAGAAAUUACUGUUAUGUUUUUCUUCUUUUUAAAAAAUUUAAACACAUUGCGCAAUAUGGUUUGCAUAAGGACACACUUUGGUUCUGUGCAUAGAAAUAGUGUUUAAUCACUUUUCAGCUGAUCUAAGUCCAAAGCAGUUUCGCCCACCUUCAUGAUACAUCAUCAGAAGGGAGUUUUCCUGGUCUGGCCCAAGUAUCUCUUUAAAGAAUGGCCUGUAUUAUUUCGACCAAAACAACUUACUUUUUUUGGAUUGCAUGGAUACCUUGAUUCAUCCCGCAGAAACACUCUAGAACUAUGGAAUAUGCAGCUCUUACUGUUGUUUCUUGAUGUGAUGAUCCACCUUCUGAGAACAAAAUACUUUAUCUAUAUAAAAGUAAACAAAAAAUGUAAAACAUAAGGCUAUAUCUCAGCAGCUGCUUGAAUCUCAUAUCGAGAAUGGCUACAGAGGGUAGCCACUUACAGAAGGUAAGGGUACAGAAGAGGCUCCACAAGGCUGAAAUUGGCCUCUUUCGCCCGCUCCUUAUUAAAAUGUUGUGUUACGGCUUAAACGGGGCAGCAGUAACAUGUAACUGUUGCUCCGUUUAAGGUGGAUCAGAACAUUUUAACGAAAAGCUGGCUCACUUUAGCGUUGCUCUGCUAACUCACACAUUUGGGUGAUGUCUAUACAAAUGAGUUAGCAUAUCUCUGUCCUUUGUCAUUUCAAACGACUUGGCUAAUCAACCAUUAGAGGUAGGUCAACCAAACCAGUUUUUUCCAGUUCUGAGAACUGCAAAGUGGAUUCACUUUUAGGAAUAUUUUGGUUUGUGGUAAAUAGCAUAAUAGAAACCAUUCCUAGUAUCAGGCAUUUUCUAGCAUCACAUUAACUGUAUUUGUUUCAAAAAGCAUAUCUCCUUGCAACCCCUGUAUUGAAGAAAAUCAAUGUCGUGUAUUGUGACAGAAAACAGUAAAAUAUAUUGUGAUUUAAAGGGCUCAUUUGCAUAUGACUUAUUUGAUAUCAGUAUUGUGAAGGCCAAUAUUAUAAACAUUUAGUAUAAUAUUGUGUGGCCCUACUCCCUAACUCAGUCAUUUUUUCUGUUUAAGCCUGAGACACACGUGAUUCAGGUCAUCAAUGGCGUGUUAAUGGUUUAGGUGUAAAAGAAAAUGGAGACCUAGCAAGGAUUUUCUGGAGGGACCUGAAGACUAAAUUGAAUCCUCCUUUUCCAUAGGAUAUUUUGAACUGUGUGAACCAGAAUUUUUUGAAAGUACAUGAAAAUGUGCCACGUAAAAAUGUAUGUAUCACUCUCUGAUUUCUUAAGCCAUUUUGAAUUUCAGGUAGUAAAUGAAUCAGAUCAGAAAUAAGUUCAUUUGCAUUGUCUCAGCACAAGUACGUUCCAGGUUUGUUCUUGCUACUGAAGGUAAAAGCUAGUCUUUAAACAUGAAGUAUGUUUACAUUCAGGCCUUUUAGACAGAAAUCAGCAUGUAUCUGAAUCUGGAGUGGUGUUCAGAGAAGAGCUAUAGUGCUGUAUAAUAGUGCUAAUUUCUGUAUAUUUAUUUGCAUUAGCAAUAACUAGGGAUGUACAGAAUAUCAGUAGUUUGUGUUAUUACAUUGUUUCUUGCCUAUAUGUUUUGAAUGCAGCCAUCCUAACAGGAGCAACCACAUUACUGUAAAAUUCUACAUGUGCUGAUAUGUCUUCCCUUUUUUCCCCUGGUGUGUGAGAAUGGAAAAUGUGAAAAUGUAUGUAGUAACACUUUCUUAAAAUGUAUAAAAUGAAUAAAUAAAAUGAGUCUGCAGAGUGGAAUGGAGCACUCUGAGUAUA